This is a messenger RNA of Psylliodes chrysocephalus, 1083 nucleotides long. The record is from the annotation of a GenBank genome assembly. NCBI's taxonomy places the organism in Eukaryota, Metazoa, Arthropoda, Insecta, Coleoptera, Chrysomelidae.
AUGAAGAUUGAAAAACAGAAAACUUCAUUACCUGUAAAAAAUUAUGACAUUACAACUAUUAAAAGAAAAUUUAAACUUUAUAAGCAACAAAGACAAAAGACCCAGAAACAAUAUCGAGAACAGUUAGAACCACUAGUAAAUCCUAUCCAAGAAUUAUUUUCUAAGGCAAAACCUCCAAUUAUCAAAAAGGAAUUAAAAGUUGAAAGCCCCAGCACCCCCCAAUCAAAAUACUCCAAGAUUUUUCCAAAUUUAAGUACUCAAAUCGAAAGUCAUGAAUUUGAACCUGUUAUUGAACCUGAUUUAAAUGAAAUUUCCACCUUCAAUGAGUUACCAAACUUGUAUUUAAACAAGUUUCAUCCUUCAAUUAGAGAAUAUAUAGAAGGAAAAAUUAGUGAUACCGAAAAUGCUUAUGACAAUACAUUUGGUGUUUAUUUUAGCCCCGAAUUUCGUGAUUGGGCUAUUGGUGACUCACCUAUAAUAUUCAAAGAGAGUGGUAACGUAGAAGUCAAAGAAAAAGAAUACGAGGGAACUAAAGGUCUUUACGAAUUACUUUUUAAGCAAAAUCCUAUAGAAUUUACACCACAGGAUUUAAAUACUUAUAUAAAUAUUAUUAAAAAGAGCAAUGCACAGUUUUUGGGCUAUGAUCCAUCAAGGGGUUUAUCGACUUCAAAUGCUAAAAAGUUUGUAGAAAUUAUUAAACCUAUUAUUAAAAAAAAAACACAUGAAAAACAGCAGUCAACAAUUCUGGAAACACCGAAACGUAAUUUAAGAAGUAAAACUUCUAAAACAAACCUCAUGGAAAAACAUGGAGAAGGUGAUGAUGGUUUCUAUCGACUAGAUAAUAAUACUAGUAAAUAUAAAAUACCAAUUACCGGUAAAGUUGAAAACAUUCAAUGUUAUCCAACCAACCUUAAUGUUUUAUAUAAAACAGAAAGCGAUAAUAUAGAAAAGAUAUUAAAUUCAAAUAUUAUAAAUAAGGGUGACAUACUUCAAUUUUAUAUAAAUUCUACUUCAGAUGAACUUUUUGUUGAAUUUAUAAUUCAAUGUCCUUUGGAAAAAGAUAAAGAAGAUUCCUGUUUUUAA